AUGUCGGAACGGCCUCAAGGCAACCUCCUUCCGCUCAUUCGCGCGGGCCUCAUCGUCUCCAUCUGGCACGACGUCGUCCUCUUCUCCCCCACUCCCGCCGCCGCCAGUCCCCGCUCGUCCCGCAGCAAGCUCCCCGCGCCGCUCAACUUCAUCUGCACGUCCGCCAAGUCCUCCUCGUUCGCCGCGUCGCUCUCGGGUCGUCGCCGUCGCCUGUCGCUCGACGGCAGCGUGCGCGUCGACGACGCGGAGCAGCGCCCGUGGAACGUCGGUAUUAUCCCGCAGACCUGCGUCCUCGCGCCCGUUCCCCCCUCCGAACCGACCCCAACCGCACUCUCCCCCAACGAACCCGUCGCUACGAUCAGGCGCGAUUUCUUCCGCUCGCUUUCCGUGCCUUCUGUCCCGUUCGUCGACCCUCUGAAAGACACCUUCAGCGACACCUCUGGCGACCCAAUCGCCGAGCCCGACGCCGCGUUUCCCGUGAUUCUGGACAACGCGCCGUUGGAGGCGGUGGAGGUGGGCGCAAGGGAGCGCGACCCCGGCGACGUGUUCCCCGUGCUGCCGCUCCUCGCGCUGCCCGUGCGAUUGCGGCCGGGCCUGGGGUCGGAAGUUUCGUGGAAGCUGGUCGUGGUGGCGGCGGACGAUGCGCUUGUCGAGGCGGGGGAGACGGCGGCCGUCGCGGCGACGGCGCUGCCGCAAGUGAAGGCGUGGGCCGACGCGGGAGGGUUCACGACGGUGGGGCCCACCCCAUGGCGGAUCCUCGAAUCCCCGCAGCGCAGCCUCGCGGACGACUGGGAGAAAUUCGCGCGGAAGGCGCAGCGCGUGGUGCGCGAGGCGCACAGCGCGUGGCGGCUGCUCGUCGCGACGCUGCGCCGUCCCUCACUGCAGCGGCGGCACCGCGUGACUGAGGACGCUGUGGAAGGAUGGACGGAGCGCCACGGCCUUGGAGACGAAGGCCGCAGCAGCAGCCUUCUUCAGCUCGUCGCCGCGCGACCCGGCUCCAGCAGCAGCAGGUUCUGCGGAGAGACUAACUGCGGGAGUUGCUGGCAAGGCGUUGGGUGUAGCGGGACCGAACAUCCGUGGGAGGAAAAAGUGACAAGUCAGAGGCGCGUUUUGCCUGCCGCCGCCAAGGUGGAAUCGACGUCCGUCACGUCGGCUCGUGGGUUCGCGCGACGCAAGGGGGCACAGGCGGUGCGGAGAGGAGUAGAUGACGUGGAGCAACGCCCUGCAGCAGCGGGCAUUUUAAGAGACGACGGUGGCGACUCUACGAAAGACGACGCCGCAGCUGAGGACUACCGUAACGAAGUUACGUUCGCGAGACACCAUGAGGAGAACGGAAGGGAGCGCAACGGGGCAACUUGGCAGUUUGAGCGAGCAGGGAGUGACGGCAGUGGCGAUAGCAGCAGUCUUGAAAGGGACAGGGCUGUACUGCCGCACAAUCCGCCGAAACCGUUGCCACUAACCGUUGCCACUAACCGCGUGCAAUCGGGCGCGGCGCCACGUGGAGCACUGGCAGCCACUCCAUUAGCAGCGGUGGCAGUGGUGGGAGGAAUGAUUGGGCGGGUGUGGAAAGCAGUCGAAUUUUCGCGAAGUCUCACAGCGUCAAGGACGGUAACGGAUUAG
Molecule: messenger RNA, 1620 nt
Organism: Closterium sp. Yama58-4
Lineage: Eukaryota; Viridiplantae; Streptophyta; Zygnematophyceae; Desmidiales; Closteriaceae
Source: the annotation of a GenBank genome assembly